Molecule: messenger RNA, 1245 nt
Organism: Kwoniella shivajii
Lineage: Eukaryota; Fungi; Basidiomycota; Tremellomycetes; Tremellales; Cryptococcaceae
Exons: 4
Coding region: 1-1245 (414 amino acids)
Biological process (GO): GPI anchor biosynthetic process
Cellular component (GO): endoplasmic reticulum membrane; mannosyltransferase complex
Molecular function (GO): GPI mannosyltransferase activity; alpha-1,6-mannosyltransferase activity
Source: RefSeq, a predicted model, not a curated record
AUGAUAGGACCUCCGACCUCUCCUAUUGGGCUCCUUGUUGCUCUGGCCAUAUCGAUUAGAGCGGUCCAUCUGGUGCUACUCCGUGUUCUGUCAUAUGUCAUACCGCCAUUCGACGACUCGCAUACCAUCCUUUCAAACACCCUCUUACCGGGGCUAAGAUGGGACGCAAUCCAUUUCAUGUCUAUAGCAAAGAGUGGAUAUGAGUGGGAACAGCAACUUGCUUUUCAACCGGGAUGGAUGGCCAUGUUGCACGCGGGAGGACGAGGACGAGCUUGGGCUGCUGGAAAAGUGGUCGGCGUAGAUGAGCUGGUAUGGGCUGGGAUGAUUUUGGCGGCAGUUAGCUGGAUAGGAGCAGCUGUUAUGCUUGACAAGACUACGUCUUAUCUUUUCAACUCAAGAUUUGCCUUCCUCACAACCUUAUUAUAUCUAAUACCACCAACUCCCAUCCCUUCAUUGCCAUACACCGAACCAUUGUACGCUUUAACGACAUUCACGGGAUUAUACCUCCUAACAGUAAAAAGACAAUAUCUGUUCUCAGGUAUCGCAUUCGCCGCGUCAACUGGGAUCAGAGCAACUGGGAUAUUCAAUGUCUUGAUUCUUAUGGGUAUAGCUAUUAUCGGAGAUGUCAGACCUCGAGAUCUGAGGGUAAAGAAAUUCGUCAAACGUUGCUUAACUCAUUCCUGGAAAGCUGUCAUACCUUCCUUAAUAUCGAUAGUCCCCUUUCUAGCUUUCCAACUGUACGCUUAUAUGUCCUUCUGCGGUCAAUCUGGGAUUUCAAGUAGACCAUGGUGUGAGAAUGGGCUACCUUCUGCGUAUGGAUUCGUUCAAAAAGAGUAUUGGGGCAACGGUUUAUUCAAGUAUUGGACGAUCUCAAAUAUCCCAAAUAUCAUUCUUCCUCUUCCGAUAAUUUUCAUUUCAUUCCUCGGUACAUACAAAUACUUGAAAUCUCUCAUCCAGCCAAAACCCACUCAACCAUCACCAAAGCCCGAAUUACUAGUGAUAUACAUUCAUCACAUACUCAUGAUGUCACUGAUGUUAUUCGCUUCUCACACUCAAAUCUUAUUGAGAACUUGUAUUACCGAUCCAGUGAUUUGGUGGAAUAUGGCUGGAUUAGCAGUGGAUUGGGGAGGGGGACAGGGCAAGAGUAUAAAGAUGACUCGGAUCGGUAAAUGGUGGAUAGGAUGGACACUCAUUUGGGGUGCAAUUUCUACUGUACUUUGGGUAGGUCAUUAUCCACCUGCAUGA